Messenger RNA from Hyalella azteca, 717 nucleotides. Its product is annotated as integrator complex subunit 9. Gene Ontology annotation, cellular component: integrator complex. Lineage: Eukaryota; Metazoa; Arthropoda; Malacostraca; Amphipoda; Hyalellidae. The record is from RefSeq and is a predicted model, not a curated record. Gene Ontology annotation, biological process: snRNA processing.
CACCAGCACAAGGUAGUGUACCUGAGCGCCUCGUCGUCCCUGACGACACACCCUCGCCCCCUAAGCUUCUCGUCCCUGCGUCGUCCAGACGUGCUCAUCGUGUCGUCCCUCAUCCACCGUCCCGCGUCCAACCUCGACCUCAUGAUGGGCGACCUAGCUGUGCGGCUCUGCCGUACACGCCCUCCGCAACAACGGCUGCGUGCUGGUGCCAUGCUACACCAGCAAUAUGGUGUACAGAGUAAUGGAGGUGGUCGACAAUGCAGGAAGUGCGAUGAGAUCUGAGCGAAUAGAGGUAUUGAUCAAAGCGGCUUACGGUGGUUGGCAAGAGGGCUCGUGAGCAUUAUUUCGAUUUGUUAACUUGUUUUUCGGGGUUUUAAAGGUAAAUUCAUGGUUUUAAGGAAGCAUACACUUGCCCUCGACCUCGCACGGCAGCGUGAAGCGGAUGCAUGCAGAGUAGGACGUGAACCAGCUGGAGCUGUAGCUCCUCGCGCCAUCUUUUUUCUAUAGGAACUAAAUCUAUAUUUUACUACUGCAUCGACAAGUUUAGGUCUCUUUUUAUGGACAUUUUCUCUAGCGUUGCCUUGCUGAUCACAGUCCUCUCGGCCAAUCAGAGCUUCCCUCUCAAGCACCUUUGGAAGAAUAUUGUCUUCUUGUUGUUAUUGUUGCCGUCUUCAGUUGCAAUGCAGAAACUCGAGGCGAAUAAAAGAUACAAUUAUU